AGAACUUCUGCCUGCCCAGAGGAAAAAAUAUUACUUAAGAUUGUCUCAGAGAAAUAAAGCGGAUCUCAGUAUUGUUUUAAUGAUCACUGAUUUCUGAAAACCACCCUUAGCAGAAAAGAGGAGAUUAACAUCAGCACUUCUCUGUAAGAAGUUCUGGUGGUGAAUGAGAAAAGCAUGAGUUCUCCUUCUGCACUGACAGGCUGCUGAAAGAGAUCUGUGAUAUAGAAUAGAGCUCUAUAAGAAAAUUAUGAUUGUAUGAUAAUUAUUACUUAUUUAUCUUAAGUUUUUCUUAUGGAAAUAUUAUUCAGCUAAGACCAGGGUGAGAUUAGUCAGAUAUAAACGAGUUAAUCCGUAUAUGAGACAAUAUUUAGAUCACAGUGAGAAAAUCUGAGGGUUAUUUUUUAGGAGCCAAAUUUCAGAGACAUGAGAAUAUGGCUUUACAUCUAACUCUGAUUUCAAACAGGACUUAAUCAUUUAUAGAAGUACACGAGAUGUUGAUGAAUAUUUAUUUCCUCUGGGUGCACACAUGACAACAGUAUUGUGGGACGGAUAUUACAGCAAACAACCUUCCACCUGAAACCUACAGGACAAACAGACUUAUACCUAAUUAGUGAUUUGCUGCUACCUGCCCGUAUAAUGCUUCAGUGUUGGCUGUGGAUAAAGUGAACAUGAUGGCAGCCCAGCCUGUGUCAUUAGACAAGUACCAGGAGGGAGUGCAGCAGAUGCAGGGAAUGGAGCAGACCGAUGGUGAUCCAGAGAAGAGUUUUGUAGACUCGAGAAUCUGCAGCCCUGCUCUUGCUAAGCCUCAGACUCCAAUGGACACAGACAAAGCCUCCAUAUACAGGCAUCCCCUCUUUCCUCUCCUGGCACUGCUGUUUGAGAAGUGUGAGCAGUCUACUCAGGGUCCGGAGUGUGUGUCAUCAGCAAGCUUUGAUGUCGAUAUAGAGAAUUUUGUUCGCAGCCAGGAGAAGGACAGCAAGACUUUCUUUAGCGAAGACCCUGAGCUGGACAACCUGAUGGUAAAGGCCAUUCAGGUGCUGCGGAUUCACCUGCUGGAGCUGGAGAAGGUGAGUGACCUGUGUAAGGACUUCUGCAGCCGCUACAUCUCCUGCCUCAAGUCUAAGAUGAACAGCGAGACUCUGCUGAGUGGAGAGCCGGGCAGUCCAUAUUCUAACAUACAGAUGCAGACACCUAACUUCUCCAGCACAAUGAGUCCCCAGGGCAUUGUGGUCCCUGCCUCAGCUCUACAACACGGCAGCGUUACCGUGACAACAGGAAAUACGCAACAGGUGCUAGCAGGUCCUCCAGGUGGGACAGUUUAUCAGCCGGUCACUGUACUCACACCAGAAGGUCAUGUGGUGACACAGGGACUCUCACCGAGCACUUUACGCUUUCAGAACUCCCAGCAGCUACAGCUGCAGCUGAAUCAGGAUUUGAGUUUCUUCACCGCUGAUGACAGCUCACCUAAAAACAAGCGCGGUGUUCUCCCCAAACAUGCCACCAACGUCAUGCGCUCCUGGCUCUUCCAGCACAUCGGGCACCCAUAUCCUACGGAAGAGGAGAAGAAACAGAUUGCUUCUCAAACCAAUCUGACUUUACUCCAGGUCAACAACUGGUUUAUUAACGCACGGAGGCGGAUCCUGCAGCCCAUGCUGGACGCCAGCUCUGCAGAGACACCGAAAACCAAGAAGAAGACUCCACAGAACCGCCCCCUUCAACGCUUCUGGCCUGACACCAUCGCCUCCUCCGUAUCCCAGCAACAGCUCACCAUGGCAGAUGGUACCAUGGUUACGGUGGGGAUGAGCAUAGAUGGCUUCCAGACUCUUUCGGCAGACGGAGCGAUCCUCGCCGUGCAGCAAGUCAUGAUGGAUGAUCAGAGUGAGGAAGAAACAAAUGACAGUGGAGACGAGGACGACACACACCUGUCCUCGGCUAAUAUGACCGCUCUGGGCCUGGAUCCCAGCGACUGAGACACACACACACGUAAACUUGCACACAGAGACUUGCACAAAUAUUCAAGCCAUUAAGUUAACCAGCACUACAAAGAAAAAAUACUAAAAGGAGGUUCUCAGUAAACAUCCCGUAAAGUACUGUACAUAGACGUUUAUUCUCCCAACACACAGUUUACAAAGAGCACAACCUUACAGACAGGUGUGUAAAGUGGACAGACUCUUUUUAUUGCGUAGACGUGUAGAUGAGUGCACUUUUUUGUAUGAACUCCAAAACAGCAGGCAAAAAAAA
Molecule: messenger RNA, 2241 nt
Organism: Colossoma macropomum (tambaqui)
Lineage: Eukaryota; Metazoa; Chordata; Actinopteri; Characiformes; Serrasalmidae
Gene: pknox1.1
Product: pbx/knotted 1 homeobox 1.1
Exons: 11
Coding region: 669-1970 (433 amino acids)
Biological process (GO): regulation of transcription by RNA polymerase II; angiogenesis
Molecular function (GO): DNA-binding transcription factor activity, RNA polymerase II-specific; RNA polymerase II cis-regulatory region sequence-specific DNA binding
Source: RefSeq, a predicted model, not a curated record